Messenger RNA from Drosophila kikkawai, 1758 nucleotides. RefSeq lists its product as uncharacterized. The record is from RefSeq and is a predicted model, not a curated record. Gene Ontology annotation, cellular component: nucleus. Lineage: Eukaryota; Metazoa; Arthropoda; Insecta; Diptera; Drosophilidae. Gene Ontology annotation, molecular function: DNA binding; nucleosome binding.
AAAUAAUGGUUAUUCAGCGAAGUUGGAAGAUACCCACGGAUGUGGCGGGUUCCCUAAACAACACAUCGUCAACCGCGUCAAACGAGGUGCAGCAGCAGCGCUCCUCUCCAGGCCUGCAGCUGCAGGCAACCAACUCUUCCUCCGAUGACUCCGAUUGCUCCAAUCAAACCACACAUUCAAUGGACACGCGAGUGGCCAGUCCGGCUGCUGAUUCCGGCGUACGCAAGCAGCCGGACAAGCAGGAUGGCAGCGUGGAAACUAUAACACUUUCCCUGCUGGGCGAGUCCACGUCUUCAGAGACAGAGCCCGCUCAGAAAUUUGUAACCACAACAGACAUGGCAGAGACCAUGUUGCAGCGCAUUCGGCAGCGCUUGGGCGGCUCACACAACAUGGAAAGCGGCGGCAGUGCAGAGUCUGCCAUGAGAGCUCUAGAGCUGCUGAGGAUCAGUGUGCAGCAAUCCUUUGAUGCGGAGGUCAAUGAGAUAAUCAAGCGAUACAUGAACAACUAUUUCAAGCCCGCCUUUGGCAACAUCAAGGAGAAUCUCGGCCAGCACUCGGUAAACGAGGAAACCCUGCAGAAGAUGUCCUCGUGCGCUUUGCUGGAAAAUGCCAAGGCUCAGUACACCAACUUUGUGCGGCAGCAUCGUCUGGUCAGCGGUGCCACCACAGAGCAGCAGCGAUUGGCCCUUAAGCGCACAGCCAAGCAGGAGAUUAGUCCCAAUACCAAGAUCUACGUGGCCACCAAGCCCAUGCCCUGCACGGCCACCACAGUGAACCAAUUGCCGAGUGCCAAUCAGCAGCAGCUAAUCCUUCAACAACCCGAGUGGCAAACGGUACAGCCGCUUCAGCAGCAGCAGCAGGAGCAGACGCCACUCCAACAGCAUCGCACCACGGUCACUCCUUUGGUAGGAGGAACUCUGCCCACUCCUGUGCGACGUCAGAUUUUUUGGAACACAGCACAGAUCUCCACCAGCACCAAAUUCGUGCUGGAUGUGCAGGCCAACCUGGCAUUUGGCUUCGGCACCGACGGCAAGGAACGGCUGGCUAGCAAGCAUCCAGAACUGAUACGCUAUCUGCCCGAUGGCGAGGACAGGGAGUGGCUGGCCACGCGUGGCAUUAUUCCUGCCGAGAAUCGCAGCUCCCGCUUUCUGUUUCUCAUCUACGACGAGGUCUGCCGCCUGCAGCAGACCCAUGAGUUGUAUCGCAACAAGACCAACAUAGAUCUCUCCAUGAUGCUGACUUUUAGCGUCACAGAUGCCAUGAUUCACAAGAUGCGCUUGUUCUUUGUGGAUCUGAACAUCAAGAGUCGCGGCCUGAUAACCAACUCUUACAUUCUGCCCAACCAGCAGCAGCAGCAGGCGCAAACGCAGUCGGGUAGCGCCAACAACAGCCAUUUGAGGAAUGCUCUGCUCCAAGGAGCUUCAUCCCAGCAGCAACAGCAACAGCAGGUCGCUACCCCGCCGGCUGAGGCUGUGGUGCUCAAGGAGUUGCCGGCUGCCUCGCCCACGCCUUGUCUGCAGGGUCAAGUGGUGGGCAGCACUACAACGCCGCUUAAAAACAAGCUGGCGGCCAGUUCUACGCUCAGCUCCUCGCAUGCCACGCUCACGGCGCUGCUGAACAAUGGAGGCGUUGUGGUGGGAGCAGCUUCUCCAGUCAAUUCCUCACCGAGCACCAGCGGAAAGUUUAGGAACUAAGUGAAGUCAAGUGUUUUGUAAUUCAUUUAGUAGUUUUUAAUUUAAAAGGAAUUAUAUUUAAGUU